Molecule: messenger RNA, 1144 nt
Organism: Sapajus apella (tufted capuchin)
Lineage: Eukaryota; Metazoa; Chordata; Mammalia; Primates; Cebidae
Gene: CUNH19orf53
Product: chromosome unknown C19orf53 homolog
Exons: 3
Coding region: 590-895 (101 amino acids)
Source: RefSeq, a predicted model, not a curated record
CUGAUAUCAAGUGGUCCGCCACCUCAGCCUCCCAAGUGCUGGGAUUACAAGCGUUAGCCACCGCGCCCGGCCAAAACAAAAUUUUAAAGAGGCUGGAACACUGCACUUGUGCCUUCAGCUUACUGACCGCAACACCCCGGUUCCACUGAAACUUUAUUUAUAAAAUUAUGCUGCCGGUCUGCAGGAUGCAGUUUGACAAUUUGAUUGUUUUGGAUAUGAAAAUAUUUUUUAAAUCUUGGAAAUAUUAUCAUUACAGAAGUUUUCGGACUUUCUUAAAUUCUGCACUAGAGGUAAGUGCUGCACCGCUAAACCUAGUCUGAGUUUUUAUGUGUGAAGAGCAUAAAACGUAAGUUUUCUAAAAUACAAAAGCACUCAAUAAACGUUAGCUUAUCAUGGUCACCUUUUGUUCACACUGUCUGCAAAACUCCGGCUGUGAUCCUUUACCCUUGUGGGGUCCUGUCUCUUUAAAUCUGUGCCACAUUGUAUCCCGUGAGGUCUUGCGUUUUUCCGCCCCGCUGUAUCCCAUAGUGCCCUGUGCCUUCCGGCUACGACCGCUCACAGCCCCGCCUCUUCCGCUGCAUGCCGGAACAUGGCGCAAGGACAGCGCAAAUUCCAGGCGCACAAGCCAGCAAAGAGCAAGACGGCAGCGGCGGCGGCGUCUGAGAAGAAUCGGGGCCCGAGGAAAGGCGGUCGUGUUAUCGCUCCCAAGAAGGCGCGCGUCGUACAGCAGCAGAAGCUCAAGAAGAACCUAGAAGUUGGGAUCCGGAAGAAGAUCGAACAUGAUGUGAUGAUGAAAGCCAGCAGCAGCCUGCCCAAGAAGCUGGCACUGCUGAAGGCCCCGGCCAAGAAGAGCAGGGCAGCUGCCACCACCUCCUCCAACAAGGCACCUUCCUGAGGACGCUGGCCCAGCGCAGGCCAACACCCUACCCCACACCUCCACGAUGGGACAUUGCAGUGAUCCCACAAGCUGCAGUCUCAGGAAGAGGACCCUGUCCCCCAGCUCUGGGCCUCACCUAGAACUUCAGUGGGGGCCUGGCCCAUGGGCAGGUGAUCAGCAGAUCUUAGCAUACUGAGAACUGUCCCAUGCCCCUACCCAGGUCCUGCCUCCACAGGUUUAACCCAGAGUAAUAAACCUGGCUUUGUC